Messenger RNA from Cyprinus carpio (common carp), 1889 nucleotides. Its product is annotated as solute carrier family 2, facilitated glucose transporter member 4-like. Gene Ontology annotation, biological process: monosaccharide transmembrane transport. Gene Ontology annotation, cellular component: membrane. Gene Ontology annotation, molecular function: hexose transmembrane transporter activity. The record is from RefSeq and is a predicted model, not a curated record. NCBI's taxonomy places the organism in Eukaryota, Metazoa, Chordata, Actinopteri, Cypriniformes, Cyprinidae.
UUCACAGAUCAGUGCUUUGGAAUAAUACUGUUUGGAGAAGACUUGCGAGACAGGACCAAAACUUUGAGUCUCGCACACUCAGCAUCAUGCCGGCUGGGUUUCAGCAGUUGGGAGGGGAGAGAAUAACUGGAACCCUUGCACUGUCAGUGUUCACUGCUGUACUGGGUUCCCUUCAGUUUGGCUACAACAUUGGAGUCAUCAACGCUCCACAGAAGAUCAUUGAACAGGACUAUAACUCAACAUGGAGGGAAAGAUACUCAGAACCGAUCCCUUCACAAACUCUGACAUCUCUGUGGUCACUUUCUGUGGCCAUCUUCUCCAUUGGGGGCAUGGUUUCAUCCUUCUCUGUGGGAAUCCUCUCAGAGUACUUUGGCAGGAGGAAAGCAAUGCUUAUCAAUAAUGUCCUUGCGUUUAUUGGUGGAGGCCUGAUGGGAAUGUCCAAAAUCAGCAGGUCGUUUGAAAUGAUGAUUUUAGGACGCUUUACCAUUGGGGCAUAUUGUGGGUUGGUAUCGGGAUUGGUGCCCAUGUAUGUUGGUGAGAUCGCCCCUACCACUCUGAGAGGAGCUCUGGGCACUCUGCACCAGCUGGCCAUCGUCACUGGCAUACUUAUGGCCCAGAUCUUAGGACUCGAGUCCCUGUUGGGCAGUGAGCAGCUGUGGCCGGUGCUGCUGGGUGUUACUGUACUCCCUACAGUCCUGCAGAUGACACUAUUGCCUUUCUGUCCUGAGAGCCCGCGCUUCCUCUAUAUCAUCCGCUGCCAAGAGCACCAUGCAAAGAGCGCUUUGCGGCGUCUGACUGGCCGUCUGGAGGUCAGUGAAGACUUGGCUGAAAUGAAGGAGGAAAAGAGGAAGAUGGACAUGGAGAGAAAAGCAUCUAUUGCUGAGCUCUUUCGCUCUCCUAUGUACCAGCAGCCCAUCAUCAUCUCUAUCCUGCUGCAGCUCUCUCAGCAGCUGUCAGGAAUUAAUGCUAUCUUCUAUUAUUCAACUGAUAUCUUCAAGAAGGCUGGGGUGGAAAAUCCAGUGUAUGCUACCAUAGGUGCUGGAGCUGUCAACUGUGCUUUUACUAUAGUCUCACUCUUCCUGGUCGAGCGUAUGGGCCGCCGGACACUUCACAUGCUUGGACUUGCUGGAAUGUGUAUCUGUGCCAUCAUCAUGACAACUGCCCUCACAUUACUGGAAACUGUACCAUCAAUGAGCUACCUUAGCAUGAUGGCAAUUUUUGGUUUUGUUGCCUUCUUCGAAGUGGGGCCAGGACCCAUCCCUUGGUUCUUUGUGGCUGAACUCUUCUCACAAGGUCCCAGACCAGCAGCCAUGGCAGUAGCAGGCUGCUCCAACUGGACAGCCAACUUCCUAAUUGGAAUGGGCUUCCAGUAUGUCGCUAACCUGUGUGGUCCGUAUGUUUUCCUCAUCUUUGCUCUGCUCCUCCUCCUCUUUCUGGUCUUCACAUUCUUCCGAGUUCCUGAAACACGAGGCAAAACUUUUGACCAGAUCUCAGCCACCUUCCACAAUCAUCCACAAAACAUGAUGGACAUGGAUCAGGGGAAGCACAGUACAGAACUGGACUACCUCGGUUCUGAUGGGACAGAGAACUGAGGCUUGAGAGCAAGAGAGAUGGUGAAAGGGGGGCAAAAAUGAAUGCAACUGAUCGUUCUUUGAGGCUUGGAGAGAAAAAUGGGAUGCAUACCAAAAAGAGAACAUUACUACUCAGAAGAAAGGCAUUUUGUAUUUGGAUAUUGGGUAUUAUAAAGAUGGAUGUUGGACACUGGAAGAGAGAGCAAGUUUGAGUUUUAUAUAUAUAUAUAUACACAGGUCCUUCUCAAAAAAUUAGCAUAUUGUGAUAAAAGUUCAUUAUUUUCCAUAAUGUAAUGAUAAAAAAUAAACUUUCAUAUA